GGCUAUAAUAUCUUAUUAAAAAAAAAAUUCAAAUCAAGUCAAUCCAAUCCAAAUAUCAAGUUAAUCAGAAAACUAUUUCUUACUUUUCAUGCAGAAAAAGUAGCAGUCGCGAGACAGAGUAAAGAUGUCUACCGGUCUUCGACCAUGCAAAGCUCUUGCGUUAACCCGUGUAGUUGCUGAAAUGGGCUCAUUGAUGGUUGUUCAUUUCAUACAUGAAAAUCGAGAACCGGACAAUUUGGCUGCGACUAUUCUAUUAGACAUUAAGGCUUUGAUGCUGGAGUUUGAAGAUUGCAGGUUGCAACAUAUUCUGCUUGAAGGUAAUGCUGCAGCAGAUUUCCUAGCUUCCUUGGGACAUUCUUCAUCACCAGGUUUAUGUAGUUGGGGCUCUUCACCAAAUGGUUUAAGACCCAUCCUUACAGGAGAUCAGUUGGGGGUAUGCUUCUUCCGUUAUUAGUUCCUGUCUAGACUGAGUUUACUUUAUUUUUGAUGUACCGAAAAAAAAAAAAAAACACAGUUGACACCUCACUGGAUUCACUUCCAUCUUCAAAUUGGGUUUUCUUUUAUUUUUUUACCGAAUCAUGGCCGGCAUCAUUGCAGCACAUAAUCAUAUUUUGAACUGAAACUUGUUCUGAUGAUUAAAUUUCCACUUAUUAU
Molecule: messenger RNA, 654 nt
Organism: Rubroshorea leprosula
Lineage: Eukaryota; Viridiplantae; Streptophyta; Magnoliopsida; Malvales; Dipterocarpaceae
Source: the annotation of a GenBank genome assembly